Messenger RNA from Rubroshorea leprosula, 920 nucleotides. NCBI's taxonomy places the organism in Eukaryota, Viridiplantae, Streptophyta, Magnoliopsida, Malvales, Dipterocarpaceae. The record is from the annotation of a GenBank genome assembly.
AAGAAAAAGACAGUUUUUUGCGGCUAACUAACAUCUCAAUCAGCUUCCAUGGCUAAAGUCAGCUCCUCCUUGGUACUUCUCUUCAUCUGUGUCUUAUGCAUUAUAGGCACUGUCGAGCCAGCCAAGCCCAGAGGGAGACACUCUCAGCAGGCCAGGCCCUACAUCGAGGCCUCCUGCAAAGGCACGCGCUAUCCAAACCUGUGCAUCCAGUGCCUCUCCGGGUUCGCCAACUCCUCUACAAUCCAAAACCCAGAAGAGCUGGCCAAAGUCGCUCUCUCCGUAAGCCUUUACCGUGCCCAUCACACCAGGUGGUUCUUGCUAAAAGCGGCUAAGCAGCUCCAGGCGGUGAAGGCCCGGGAAUACCCAGCCGUAAGCGAUUGCCUGAAACAGAUAGACGACAGCGUUUUCCAACUUAGCCAAUCAAUCAGGGAGCUCCGCCGCAUGAACGAAUCAGCCGUGAGCGACGACGUUUUUUGGCAUAUCAGCAACGUGGAGACAUGGACCAGCGCUGCCCUCACCGACGCCAGCACUUGUCUUGAUGAGUUCCCAACAGAGCGGAACAUGAGCAAAAUGAAAGCCACGAUUAAGGGCAAGGUCUUGAACGUGGCACAAGUUACCAGCAACGCUCUCGCCUUGUUUCACCGAUACGCCGCAAGGUAUAAAGCGGCUGCGGAAACGAGGCCAUAAGACAGUCCUCUCUAAGGUUAGGUCAUACGUCUAAGCCCGCAGUAACUGAAUUAAUUGUGGUGAACAAAGUCUUGUUGUUUGUAUUGGCCGGUUUUAUUUGUGAAGAUUUUGUUCGGUCUACUUUGUAAAUUGUAAUAGUAAUAUUAGAUAUAUAAUAUACGUAUAUAUGAAUCUCUGUUCAAUUCAAAGUGUGAAAUGUCAAAAGCAAAUGCCUAUAAAUUUUGUUUUGUUUG